Messenger RNA from Adineta steineri, 1887 nucleotides. The record is from the annotation of a GenBank genome assembly. Lineage: Eukaryota; Metazoa; Rotifera; Eurotatoria; Adinetida; Adinetidae.
AUGUCAGAUCGUCGUCAACGAAUUUAUACAGUUCUGAAUAAAUGUGCGACACUGAUUGAAGAAAUUUCUAAUCCGUUAAAUUCAUCUAUUGAUACGAGUAGUAUCGAUCCAUUACUCGGUGUUACUAAUAUUUGUUUAUCAUCAUUGGAGAAUCCAUCCGCAUCAAAAGUUCGUCUUCGUCAAUUAUUACGUCAAGUUGAAAAAGAAUUUGAAGCUGUAUUACUUGAAAAUGUUGCUUUAAGAAAAGAAUUAGAACGAUAUGGUGGAUUAAACAAUAAUAAUAAUAAUGCACAUGUUAUAACAACAACAAGUGGAGAUCAUGAAGUACAUAUACGGAAAUGUUCUCUUGAUGAAAACAGAGAUGAAGAUAAUGAAAUGAUUACACAAAUUAUACGUAGUCCUUUAUUAACUUUAAGAGGUGAUAAUGAUUUAUCUUGUGCUGAUUGGUUUCAACGUGAUCAGAUUAAUUGUCGAACCCCAAGUUCUUCUGUACAAAUACCUAAUGAUCAUACAAAAGCUAUGAAUUCUACUUUAUUUCUUAGUAAUGAUAGUCUUGCAUCAUCAUCAGAUGAUGGUUUUAUUCAUUUAUGGGAUUCACCAAUACCACUUGAUAAUUCAUUAAGAUCACCUACUGCACCUUCAUUUAAUGAAACUAAUAAAAAUGCUAUUCGUAACAUUCAUAUUUUAAAUGAAUAUGAAGAAGGCAAUAAUUCUACUCAUGUAUUUGUACGUCUUAUUUUUCUUCGAAUAGGUGAACUUGAUACGAGAGCAGAAAAAUUUCAAGCUCAUGUAGCUAUUGAAGCUCGUUGGUUUUUAAAUUCUGAUGAUGAUGAUGAUGAAGAUAAAAUUCUUUCUACACUUUCAAAUGAUGAUCAAAUUCGAUUAAAUAAUGGAGAAACUAUCAAACUUUCAAAAGAUUUUCCUGAAAAUAAUUGGCAUCCACAACUAUUUUUACUUAAUAUUGGUCAAGAUUGUAAAGAAGUAAUUAAAUAUACAAUAAAAAAAUCCAAUUCUCAAAUACAAAUAUGUGAAUUUCGUGAUGUUAAUGCAAGUUUUCAUUCCAAAUUUGAUUUACAUCAUUUUCCAACUGAUAUACAAGAAUUAAGUAUAUCAAUUGGAUCAGCAUUAUUUGAUUCUGAAGUUACAUUACAAACUGAUUCAAAUCGACCAUCAGGUAUUAAUCGUGAAGCAUUUUUCGAUCAACAAGAAUGGAAAUUAUAUGAUCAUAUUCAAACACGAACUAAAUUCAUCAAAGGAUUUCUGUUUCAAAAUGAUGAAGAUUAUUCCUUAGAUACCCCAGGACAUGAACGUAAACGUUCAAUUUUAACUAUUGCAUGUCAUGCGGCUCGUCGUGCUGAUUAUUUCUUUUGGAAUGGUUAUUUUCUUGUAUUUUUAAUUACAAUGAUAUGUUUUAGUUCAUUUGCUAUUCCACCUAAUGGUGUUCAAUUUCGAAUUGCUAUAUCAUGUACACUUCUUCUUACAUCAAUUGCAUUUCGAUGGACAAUCAGUAAUGCUUUGCCAAAUAUUUCCUAUUUGACAUUAAUUGAUUUAUAUGCAAUUGUAUCUAUUUUUGUCUUAAUUAUUUUAUGUGUUUGGCAUUCGAUUAUUGGUACACUUAUUUUUAUUUAUGAUGAACAUGCUAAUUUAAAAUCAGAUUCGUAUUGGAUUUGGAUCGAUAGAAGAAUAUUUUUUGCUCUUGUUAGCCUUUAUACUAUUGUACAUGUAGCAAUGGGUAUUUGGUAUUACUAUGUACCAAUUUCUCGAAAGAAGCAAAUGAAAGAACUGGACAAACGUUACCGGCAAAUUAUAAAUGAAAGUGUUGGUAAAGAUAGAUUAUCAAUUCAGUCAAGUUCAAAUGGUACAACCGAACGACAAUUAAUUGUAUAA